Messenger RNA from Dalotia coriaria, 1932 nucleotides. It is a transcript of the gene Galphai, whose product is annotated as G protein alpha i subunit. The transcript has 4 exons. NCBI's taxonomy places the organism in Eukaryota, Metazoa, Arthropoda, Insecta, Coleoptera, Staphylinidae. Bases 213 to 1283 code for a protein of 356 amino acids. Gene Ontology annotation, cellular component: heterotrimeric G-protein complex. Gene Ontology annotation, molecular function: GTP binding; GTPase activity; G-protein beta/gamma-subunit complex binding. The record is from RefSeq and is a predicted model, not a curated record. Gene Ontology annotation, biological process: adenylate cyclase-modulating G protein-coupled receptor signaling pathway.
UCACCGACGGCGCAAACAGUCGAGAAUCAGCCACAAGCAACAAGUGUUCGCGUGCGUCGGUUGCGGAAAAAUUCGGUUCCGUUUGAAACCGAAAACGGAAAUACUUGCAUAAAGAGCGCGUGUGCGUGACUUUGUGUUGGCGUAAGCUGCACUUAUGCGGUGAUUCCGAGCGGGCGUUGUGGUGUAUCCAGGUGUGAGACGACGACGCGAAGAUGGGCUGCGCCGUGAGCACCGCCGGCGACAAGGACGCCAACGAGCGCUCCAAGAAGAUCGACCGUGAUCUACGUGCGGAUGGCGAGCGCGCCGCCAGGGAGGUGAAGCUGCUGCUUCUCGGCGCUGGCGAAUCAGGCAAGAGUACAAUCGUCAAACAGAUGAAGAUCAUUCACGAGACGGGCUAUUCGCACGAGGAGUGCGAACAAUACCGCCCCGUCGUCUACAGCAACACCAUACAGAGCCUGAUGACCAUCAUUCGUGCGAUGGGUCAACUGCGCAUCGACUUCGUCGACCCCGGUCGCACUGAUAUGGCGCGGCAGUUCUUCAUGUACGCCAGCGCCGCCGAAGAAGGCGAGUUGACGCACGAGCUCGUCAUCCUUAUGAAAAAACUAUGGCAGGAUCAAGGAGUGCAGCUGUGCUUUGCACGCUCCAGAGAGUAUCAACUCAACGAUUCAGCGGCGUAUUAUUUGAAUGCGUUGGAUCGCAUCGCGCAGCCGCACUACAUACCAUCGCAGCAAGAUCUCCUGCGCACGCGCGUGAAGACUACCGGUAUUGUCGAGACGCAUUUCUCUUUUAAAGGAUUACAUUUCAAAAUGUUUGACGUUGGUGGUCAGCGUUCCGAACGAAAGAAAUGGAUUCAUUGCUUUGAAGGUGUGACAGCGAUCAUUUUCUGCGUGGCACUCUCCGCUUAUGAUCUGGUGCUCGCUGAAGACGAGGAGAUGAAUCGCAUGGUGGAAUCCAUGAAGCUCUUCGACUCGAUUUGCAACAGCAAGUGGUUCGUGUCCACCUCCAUUAUUCUCUUCCUCAAUAAAAAGGAUCUCUUCGAGGAGAAGAUCGCGCGCUCGCCGUUGACUAUCUGCUUCCCCGAGUACGCCGGCCCCAAUACCUAUACAGACGCCUCGCACUACAUCCGCGCCAAGUUCGAGAAUCUCAACAAGCGCAAGGACCAGAAGGAGAUCUACACGCACUUCACGUGCGCCACGGACACGACCAACAUUCAGUUUGUCUUCGACGCCGUCACGGACGUCAUCAUCAAGAACAACCUCAAGGACUGCGGGCUGCUCAUGUGAAUUUACACAUUUACAAAAAUUGUCACACUUGUAUAUAUCAUGCGCGAAAUCAGUGCUACCAACUGUCAAAAACACGAACGUUGCUUGUUUUUGACAGUUGGUAUACGUGAUAUGCACGAAACAAGAUGGCAACUAUUUCAGUGCCUUCGGUUGGCCUUAGAAGAGACAAUAUUGUGAUUACUAAAAUGACACGACACACGGGUGCCUUGAAUGUUUGCGACGAUCGAACAAACCCCACACGAACACAGACUAAUCAAUGAUUAACGAUUACGAUUGAUAACGAUUAGGUAUUAAGCGAAUAAUGUUGACUAGGUUUAAUCGGCGAGAAGGGAGCCAGAGACCAAAUAUUGCCAUAUAUAUUGUGUUUGCGCAAGCGUGUGUAUUCUACACGAUUGCACUGUAGAAGGCAUGCGCAUUGUUACUGAUAAGACGCCGAUAAGCGAACCAUCGUUCGUAUCUCUAGUAUUUAUGUUUGAACUUGUGCUGUUGAUGUGCUUGCACGCAGUAUUUUGCGACGACCGACGUACUGACUUCGUAUUUUUAUUUUUGUACUUUUUAUAAAAACGACGCGUCGCAUUUGUUUCAAGUUUCAACACUUUUCUUCUAUUUGCUAUUUUGUAAAAAUAAAAAUCACCGAUUAAUCUGUAAA